Messenger RNA from Paramecium primaurelia, 2148 nucleotides. The record is from the annotation of a GenBank genome assembly. Lineage: Eukaryota; Ciliophora; Oligohymenophorea; Peniculida; Parameciidae.
AUGCAAUAAUUUGCAAGCAAAAUUGAAUUUUAAGAAGACUUUGAUUUCAAGAAUUCCUAGAUGUUAGGAUAAGGAACAUUUGGAAAAGUAUAUAAAGCAAAAGCUCUAAAAUCACUUCCUCAAGGAUAUUAUGCCCUAAAAAUUAUUGAAACACCUAAGUAUAAAAAUAAAUUAACUUAAGCGAAUAGGCAUAUGAGCUUGCUAUUCAGGAAUUGAACUUAUAUCAAGUGAUUACUUAUCAUUAAAAUGUUAUAAAAGUUCAUAAAGUUUACACUUGGAUAGAAGAUAUGCCAGCGAAAAAAUAUAUUUUAGUUUUUGCAAUGGAAUUAGCUGAAAAUAGCUUAAAAGUAGAUAUUGAUGAAAGAAGAAAGGCUUAAUUAGAAUUUGGGGGUAUUAAUAAAUAUAUACAUAUUCUAUAGAUUUUAUGUUGAUUGAUAUUAUGAAUUAAUGUUUGAAAGCAUUUCAUUAUCUAGCAAAAAACAAACAUUUGUUUCACAGAGAUAUUAAACCAGAAAAUAUAUUAGUUACUUGUAGAAAACCAUAUACAGUUAAAUUAGCUGAUUUUGGGGCAGGAAAAGAGAAUUUUAAUGGAUAAGCAAUGCUUAAUACAUUAGUAGGAACACCUUUGUUUCUUUCACCUAAACUAUAUAUUGCUUAUACAACUAAUUAACCAGGAAAAGUUAAGUAAAUUUUGAAUAUAAAUUAGACAUGAUUUAGAGAAAAGUGAUAUAUUUUCAUUAGGAAUUACAUUUCUUUAAAUGAUUUUACUUCUUAGUGAUAAAGAUCUUUCAAAAUUAAAUGAUCCCAUAAUAUAUGAAGAAAAAACUGGAAAUGCUAUUGAUACUAGUGAUGAUCCAAUAAAAAAGAAAGAAUGUUAAGGUUGGAAGAAAUUAUAAACUCAAAUUAACAGAAUUUAAAAUCCUUAAAUAAAGGCUUGUAUUUAAGGUAUGACAGAAUUUAGUGAAAGAAAUAGAUUUACAUGGCUUUAAGCAUUAAAAGCAUUAAAUCCUGAUUAUGAAGAUGAGUAAAUUAAUUAAUUAUUUUAGUGAAAAAGAUUAAUCUGUUCAUCCAGCUUAAAUUAAUGAUGAAUAAACAAAAGCAAUUAAAUUAUAUUCUAAUUAAAAUACAAUUUUGAGAUAUUUAGGAACUAUUAAUGAUUUAUCAAAUCAUAAAAAGAUUAUUUCUGCAGGUAGUCAAAUAUUGGCUUAUUCUAAUGAAGGAAUAAGAUUAAUAUCCUUAAACGGUGUAUCAGAAUGCAUAUUUACUUAAAGUAUUAAAUAAUCCUAAUGCAGACGUCUCUUUUUUAUCAUAUUUACAGAAACUUAAUAUAUGUGUUGGGAUAACAUAAUCUGGAGAAAUUUUUGGUGUAAAUUUGAAGACUAAAACUUUUAAUUGUGAAAAAAUUAUUAAUUUUUAAUAUGAUAAGAUCACAGUAAAUUAAAAAUAGAUUAUAUUAGGUGAUGAAAUACAUGAGAAAUGAUUUAUGUAUCUUGGGAUCAGAAAUAGGAGAAAUUAUGAUUUUAGCAUUUGAUACUUAACCACCUUCUAUAAUUAAAAAGUAUAAAGAUAUAGAUAGAUCUGUUGUGGAUUUAAUUUAUGAUGAUGAAAACAAAUAGAUUAUUUCAUCUCAUGAGAAUCUAAUAAUAUAUGGAAAAUAUUUAGCAUAUGAAUAAUCGUAAUAUUCUUUAACUAAUUUUAGUGCUAAAUUUCAAAAUGAUUCUUAGAUCCAUAAUUUACAAUUAAUAUCAUCUGAAUACUUUGCAGGUAUAUGUAAGAAUCUCCCUUAAAUCCCAAUUUUUCAUAUUAAAGAUGGUAUUUUUAAUUAUAAUUUUAGGUAAUAUUACAAUUGUGUAAAAAUGUUAAAUUAAUGGAAAUAAUGUACCUUUAGCAUUAACUUUAUCUGAUAAUUAUCUUGUUUGGGUUUGUGAAAAAUAUAUUGGAUCAAUUUAAAUUAGCACAUAAUUGAAUUAAUUGAAAGAAAAUAAAGGAAAUGAACUUAUGGUUAAUACUUCUAAACCAGCAAAACUUAUGUGCUUUUUACAAAUUGAUAAAAUGAUAAUUGCAAGUGAUGGAUUAUAACUACAUAAAUAUUUAAUUGGAAAAAAAUCAUCAGAUAAAACAGUCUGUCAAAAUUGUGAAAUUUUUUGA